Molecule: messenger RNA, 816 nt
Organism: Penicillium cataractarum
Lineage: Eukaryota; Fungi; Ascomycota; Eurotiomycetes; Eurotiales; Aspergillaceae
Exons: 2
Coding region: 1-816 (271 amino acids)
Molecular function (GO): protein binding
Source: RefSeq, a predicted model, not a curated record
AUGGAAACAAAACGUCUCGGAAGUUCUGCAAUAGACAAGGUUGUCUCGACGGCCGAGCUCCUGGAGCUCAUCCUACUUCAGCUGGACCUACGAACACUUCUCACCGCUGCCCAACGAACCUGUCGAUAUUGGCACAGUCUCGUCCGAGAUUCGCCCUCGCUGCAGAAACAUCUAUACUUUAUGCCGGAUGAGAAUAUCUCCAAAUCCUGGAACCCGUUACUGGCAGAAGUGUUUCCUUCGUUCUUUUCCCUGAAUGGCGGAUCGGCAGCAGGAUUUGGCAGGUUUACCUUUGCGACUUUCGAUAUGAUUCAGUUCCCUGAUAAGAUCACUGCCUAUAAUCGGAAAGAAGCAAGCUGGCGCCGGAUGCUUGUUCAGCAGCCCCCGAUUCAAGAAUUUGCAUUUUUCGACGUGGUUUCGUCGCGUAUGCCGAAGAAACAAGCAUUUGCCCAGCCCCAUGAUGUAGUCUGUAUGGGAGCACUAUUCGAGUUCGUGGUCACCCGAGGACCCCUUCGUUAUGAACGACAGAUGUUCCAGCGUGUAUUCUGGGCAUCCUCAGAGCAAGAGGACCAUCCUGUGUGGAAACGAAAUUCAGGACUGGUCGAAGAGUUUAGGCAGGCUAGUGCACAAUUUGAUUUAGUGGUUUAUCAGAUUGCCUCCCGGGGUUGUGUACGACACAAGCCCUGUGUGACUGAGGAAGAAAAGAUGAGACGACUCAUCUUUUCAUCUUAUGCCGAGUUGAACCAGGAGAAGAAUGCGGAGACGUAUGAUGUUGUUGAUAUUGAGGAGGAUUCCAUGCAAUCAAAAGCUCAUUGGUGA